CGAGAGAAUUCCAUUUAAACUACUUCCCUCUUCUCUAUCUAGGUUCGUCGAGUAUUCUUAAUUUAUCAAAUCUAUCAAUAUCCAUCCUCCACCAUGUCUGAGAUCAACGUCGCCGCCUCGCUUUACCCCAAGCCGGAGAAAUUUGACGAGGUUGCCGCACUUGUCGCCGAGGUCGUCAAGAAAGUGCAAGAAAACGAACCCGGUACCCUAAUCUACUACGCGAUCAAAGUCCAGGACAAGAACGAGAUUGUGAUUAUUGAGAGGUACAAGGAUCAAGCUGCUGUCAAGGCACACUCAAAGAGCGCCUACUUCCGCGAAUUUUUCACUAAAUUAGCCCCGUUGAUGGCGAAGCCUGCAGAGAUUCGGGCGGGCGCAUUCUUGAAUGGUCAGCGGGGAGUGUCCCGGUUGUAAGAGAUAGGGGACGGAAAGACUGCUUGUUUACGAGACUAUGAGCCAGAGCCUGUGCUUUGCCGUUUGUUGUUUGAAGUGGAUGGAUCAGAUUUCUAUUAUAUCUUUGUUGUAGCAAAAUAGAGAGUGAUGCUGUAUGAUGGAGUAAAUAUUUCCACCAAUCUACCAAUCAG
Penicillium subrubescens is the source of this 581-nucleotide messenger RNA. RefSeq names its product putative quinol monooxygenase. The transcript has 4 exons. The coding region runs from base 94 to 411 and encodes 105 amino acids. Lineage: Eukaryota; Fungi; Ascomycota; Eurotiomycetes; Eurotiales; Aspergillaceae. The record is from RefSeq and is a predicted model, not a curated record.